GUAGCUACAGCGUCAGGAACUAGAGCACAACAUGAUGGAGACCGUAGCCAGGCAGUUCCCCUCAGAGUUAACUUUUUAAUCCCGGUUUUGUCGCGUUAUCACACACAAGAGAAGGAGGCGGAGGAGGUCGGGCAGAGAAAAGGGGCUAAAAAGUCAGUCAUGGUUUGAGGUUAGCGUGAAAGUCGGAGCGUCUACUUGCAACUGAAGCACGUUGAUAUUUAACUGUGAGGAAAAGAAGUAGAAGACGAGGGAAAAGGGAAAGGGAAGCCCGGAGAAGCGAGAGAAAAGCGGGGUACAAGAUGCAGCUGGCCGCGGUGCUGUGGGGCUCCCUGAUAACUUUGCUGCUCAGCCAGAGUCCAGGAGUCCAGGGCAGCGCUGAGUGUUCUUGUGGGAGGAACCACUUCACAUGUGCGGUCAGUGCAUUCGGAGAGUGUACCUGCAUCCCCGCCCAGUGGCAGUGUGACGGAGAUAACGACUGCGGGGACCACAGCGACGAGGACGGAUGCAUGCUUCCUACCUGCUCGCCGCUGGACUUCCACUGCGACAACGGCAAAUGUAUCCGUCGCUCCUGGGUGUGUGACGGAGACAACGACUGCGAGGACGACUCUGACGAACAGGACUGUCCUCCCAGAGAGUGCGAAGAGGACGAGUUUCACUGCCAAAAUGGCUACUGUAUUCGCAGCCUCUGGCACUGUGACGGCGACAACGAUUGCGGGGACAACAGUGAUGAACAGUGCGACAUGCGUAAAUGUUCAGACAAGGAGUUCCGCUGCACAGAUGGCAGUUGUAUCGCUGAGCACUGGUACUGUGAUGGAGACACGGACUGUAAGGACGGAUCAGACGAGGAAAACUGCCCCUCAGAUGUAAUGGCAGCCACCUGCAGCGUGGAGGAGUUCCAGUGUGCAUACGGCCGCUGUAUCCUGGACAUCUACCACUGUGACGGAGACGACGACUGUGGAGACUGGUCGGACGAGUCGGACUGCUCUUCCCACCAGCCCUGCAGAUCGGUAGAAUUCAUGUGCAGCAGCGGGAUGUGCAUCAACGCUGGCUGGAGGUGUGACGGCGAAUUUGACUGUGACGACCAAUCGGACGAGAAGAACUGCACCACGUCCAUGUGCACGGCUGACCAGUUCCGCUGCGGAACUGGACGCUGCGUCCGGUUGUCGUGGAGAUGUGAUGGCGAGCCUGACUGCUCCGACCGCAGUGAUGAAGAGGGCUGCGAGAAAACUGAGAGUCCUCCAUGUGCUCCUGAUCAGUUCCAGUGUGGGAAUGGACGCUGUAUCGGUCAGAGGAAGGUGUGCAAUGAGGUCAACGACUGCGGAGACGGGACUGAUGAACACCCACACCACGACUGCCGUCCGCGUUCCAGCGAGGGCAACUGUAACCAGAAUAACGGAGGCUGCUCCCAGAAGUGUCAGAUGGUCAGAGGACUGGUCCAAUGCACCUGUCACACUGGAUACCGACUGAUGGACGACGGCAAAGCCUGCCAGGAUGUGGACGAGUGUGCUGAAGAAGGCUACUGCAGCCAGGGCUGUACCAACACGGAGGGGGGGUUCCAGUGCUGGUGCGUUCAGGGCUACGAGCUCCGACCUGACAAGCGCAGCUGCAAAGCUUUGGGUCCAGAGCCCGUGCUGCUGUUCGCCAACCGUAUCGACAUCCGUCAGGUUUUGCCGCAUCGUUCCGAGUACACCCUGCUGCUAAACAACCUGGAGAACGCUAUCGCCCUGGACUUCCACCACAGCCGCGAGCUGGUCUUCUGGUCCGACGUGACACUGGACCGCAUCAUGAAGGCCAACCUCAACGGCUCCAACGUGGAAGAGGUUGUCUCCACCGGUCUGGAGAGCCCAGGUGGACUGGCCAUAGACUGGAUCCAUGACAAGUUGUACUGGACAGACUCGGGGACGUCUCGUAUCGAGGUGGCAAACCUGGACGGGACGCACCGCAAGGUGCUGCUGUGGCAGAACAUGGAGAAGCCCCGAGCCAUCGCGCUGCACCCCAUAGAGGGUAAGAUCUACUGGACAGACUGGGGCAACACACCUCGCAUCGAGUACGCCAACAUGGAUGGCUCCAACCGGCGGGUCAUCGCAGACACACACCUGUUCUGGCCCAACGGCCUCACCAUUGACUAUGCCGGCCGCCGCAUGUACUGGGUGGAUGCAAAGCACCAUGUCAUCGAGAGGGCAGACCUCGAUGGACGCAACCGCAAGGCCGUCAUCAGCCAAGGCUUACCCCACCCGUUUGCCAUCACGGUGUUUGAGGACAGCCUAUACUGGACUGACUGGCACACCAAGAGCAUCAACAGUGCCAAUAAAUUCACCGGCAAGAACCAGGAGAUUAUUCGCAACAAGCUGCACUUUCCCAUGGACAUCCACACCCUGCACCCCCAGAGGCAGCCUGCAGGUGGCAGGAACCGCUGUGGCACCAACAACGGAGGCUGCAGCCACCUGUGUCUCCCCAGCAACAAGACGCACACCUGCGCCUGUCCCACCGGCUUCAAGAAGGUGGACCACAACAACUGUGCCAACGGUCUUGACAAGUUCCUGCUUUUUGCCCGAAGGACGGACAUCCGACGAAUCAGCUUCGAUACAGAGGACAUGUCCGAUGAUGUCAUCCCUCUUGCUGACGUGCGCAAUGCCGUGGCACUGGACUGGGACGCCAAAGACGGCUACCUAUACUGGACGGAUGUCACCACCGACUCCAUUAACAGAGCGCUUUGGAACGGCACCAAGCAGGAGGUGGUGGUGGACACCAGUCUGGAGAGCCCAGCAGGUUUGGCAAUUGACUGGGUGACCAACAAGCUCUACUGGACCGAUGCUGGUACGGAUCGUAUCGAGGUUUCUAAUGCCGAUGGGAGCAUGCGGACUGUGCUGAUAUGGGAGAACCUGGACCGGCCCAGGGACAUUGUCGUUGAUCCAAUCGGAGGUUUCAUGUACUGGACGGACUGGGGUGCCAACCCAAAGAUUGAGCGUGCAGGAAUGGACGCCUCCAGUCGCAUCGUCAUCAUCUCAUCUAAUCUGACUUGGCCCAACGGGCUCGCCAUUGACUACGAGACCAAACGCCUGUACUGGGCCGACGCUGGCAUGAAGACUAUUGAAUUUGGCAACUUUGAUGGUUCUGACCGACAGGUUUUGAUUGGCAGCCAGCUGCCUCACCCCUUUGGCCUGACAGUACACGAGGACAAGCUGUACUGGACAGACUGGCAGUCCAAGAGCAUCCAGAGCGCUGACAAGCUCACCGGCUUGGGAAGACUCACACUGGCCGAAAACCUGGAGAACCUCAUGGACAUUCACAUGUUCCACCGACACCGCGAGACAGUGCGUAACCCGUGUGCGGUGAAUAAUGGAGGUUGCAGCCACCUCUGUCUCCUGGCUCCUGCUCCCAAAGCCUCCAGCUGUGCCUGUCCCACUGGGAUCAAUCUGCAGACGGAUGGAAAGACCUGCACGCCUGGAAUGAGCAGCUUCCUGAUCUUUGCACGGAGGACGGACAUCAGGAUGGUUUCUUUGGAUAUCCCCUACUUCGCUGAUGUGGUUCUGGCUGUCAACAGCUCCAUGAAAAACACCAUCGCCAUCGGGGUCGACCCCAAAGAAGGAAAAGUCUAUUGGUCUGACAGUACGCUGAAGAAAAUCAGCAGGUCCAACAUCAACGGAAAAGCACAAGAAGACAUCAUAUCUACAGGGUUGGUGACGACUGAUGGCCUGGCGGUGGAUGCUGUUGGCAGGAAGAUCUACUGGACGGACACGGGAACCAACCGCAUCGAGGUCGCCAACCUGGACGGAACCAUGAGGAAAGUUCUCGUCUGGCAAAACCUGGACAGCCCUCGAGCCAUCGCCCUCUACAAUGAGAUGGGUUAUAUGUACUGGACAGACUGGGGAGAGCACGCUAAGCUGGAACGCUCAGCAAUGGAUGGUUCAGACCGCGUGGUCCUCAUCAGCAACAACCUGGGUUGGCCCAACGGCCUGGCCAUUGACAUGGCCGGCUCACAGUUACUGUGGGCUGACGCUCACACUGAGCGCAUUGAGGCAGCCGACCUGAACGGGCAGAAUCGCCACACCCUGGUGACUCCAGUCCAGCACCCGUACGGUUUAACCCUGCUGGGGUCCCACAUCUACUGGACCGACUGGCAGAGCCGCAGCAUCCAGCGAGCUGACAAGAACACCGGGACCAACACCAUCACGGUGCGAGCCAACCUGCCGGGCCUGAUGGACAUCCAGGCUGUGGACCGGGAGAGGCCACUGGGUUUUAAUAAGUGUGGCAGGAGGAACGGGGGCUGCACCCACCUGUGCCUACCCCGUCCCAAUGAUACAUCCUGCGCCUGUCCCACCGGCAUCCUGCUCAAGGGAGACGGCAGGUCGUGUGACGACUCCCCAGAGUCGUUCCUGCUCUUCUCCAACCGCGUCAGUGUGCGGAGAAUCUCCCUCGACACCAACGACCACACCGAUGUGCACGUACCGGUGCCCGAGCUGCACAACGUCAUCUCACUGGACUACGACAGCGUGGACGGAAAACUCUACUACACCGAUGUCACCCUGGAUGUUAUAAGGCGUGCAAACCUAGACGGCAGUGGCAUGGAGACGGUGAUCAGCCAGGGCCUGAAGACCACAGAUGGGCUGGCUGUGGACUGGGUGGCCAGGAACAUGUACUGGACCGACACCGGGCGCAACACUAUCGAGGUGGCCCGCCUGGAUGGAACGAGCCGCAAAGUCCUGGUCAACAACAGUUUGGACGAACCCCGAGCCAUCGCAGUGUUCCCAAGCAAAGGGUUCCUGUUCUGGACUGACUGGGGUCACAUCGCAAAGAUUGAGCGAUCUCACCUGGACGGCUCGGACCGAAAGGUUCUGAUCAACACCGACCUGGGCUGGCCCAACGGUCUCACACUAGACUACGACACGCGAAGGAUUUUCUGGGUGGACGCACACUUGGACAGGAUAGAGAGUUCAGACCUGAACGGGAAACUGCGCCAGGUCCUCGUCAGCCCGGUGUCCCACCCGUUCGCCCUCACACAGUUGAAGCCGGUGUCCUCCCCUCUAACUCCUUUCUCCCGACUCUCGCAGCAAGACCGCUGGAUCUACUGGACGGACUGGCAGACUAAGUCCAUCCAGCGGGUGGACAAACACACCGGCCGUAACAAGGAAACCGUGCUGGCCAACGUGGAGGGCCUCAUGGACAUUAUAGUGGUAUCGCCUCACAGACAGACAGGGACCAAUCUCUGUGGGGUGAACAAUGGCGGCUGCACUCACCUCUGCUUUGCCAAGACCAACAGUUUUGUGUGUGCCUGCCCUGAUGAACCAGAUGGACGACCCUGCUCCACCAUUUCAGGUUACGUCCCCACCUCUCCUGCCAGGGGAACCAGCAGCACUCCUGUCCCCAACAAGAUCCCCAAAGCUCCAACAGACACUCCACAUGGAGGACCAUCGCGGGUCAACUGCACUGACAAGAACCUAAACGUAGAAGGCUGCUUGAGCAACGUGGUGACAGCUCCUCACGGAGAAGGACUUCAUAUCAGCUAUGUGAUCGGUGGAGUUCUGACCAUCCUGGCUAUUCUGAUCCUCAUUGCUGCUUUGAUCAUUUACAGACAUAAAAAGUCAAAGUUUGCUGACCCGGGAGUGAGCAACCUGACCUACAGUAAUCCCUCGUAUCGGACGUCCACACAAGAGGUCAAGAUUGAGGCGUCGCAAAAGCCUCCAAUAUACAACCAGCUUCGAUAUAAGAAAGAGGGGGGAGUGGACGGAGGCUACACCAAGGAGAAGAUCCGCAUUGUGGAGGGUGUGUGUCUCCUGUCCAAUGAGGAGCUUUACUGGGAUGACCUAAAACAGAUCAAGCCGUCCCGAGGCGGCUUGCACACCUGCAUGCGUACAGACACCGUGUCCCUGCAGGCCAGCAGUGCUUCACUCGAUGAUGGCGAAACGGAGCAGCUCCUCCAGGAGGAAGCUUCCGAAUGCUCCUCCAUAACCACUCUGACCCCUUCAGCCAUCACCCCGCAGCGCCACGCCCAGCACAGCCUCCCCGACACCGGCUGGGCCUCCACGCGCAAGCCCUCCACCGAGAGCGAAGUGUGAGGGAGGCCCCCUGCCCUCGGUGCUUUAUCUCAACCUCCGUUACCUAAUACACACACACACACACACACACACACCUGUAUUUAAAGCUGGUACAAACACACAAAGAUAAAUAGGUACAAGCAGUAACAGUUGCAUACGUAAAGUAAGGGUACAAAUGAACCUGGUUAGACACAACUAAGCUCCCAUAAACACAACUCCUGUUUCUGAAACUGGGGCUCCGUCCUACUUGUGUUAAAAUCAAACAGAAACACACACACACACACGCACACCUGCAGUACAGUCCCUCAACAGUUCCCUCAGUGCUACUGCCUUUAGGCAAAAUGAUAAACUAAUGAGCAUGCUGGAAUAAGAAAAGCAGAGGACUCUGGGGAGGAAGUGAACGGAGAGACACAAGCGUUAUUUGGAGCCUUUUUAAAAGGAUGCAGACUCUCGAUGCGACAAACUCUUCUGUGUACAACUUCACCUUUUUUUUUUUUUUUUUUUUUUUCAAUGUAACCCCGAUGCUCCCUCUAAUGCCACUCAUGUCUUUAUGAACUCUAUUUAUGAACGUUUUUGUACUUGUGGAGUGGGUUUGCUGACUUUCAGAAAAUGGCGAGAGUGUUGUGUUAAGAGACUUUGUGCCGCAGGACCCGGGUAUUCAAGAGUUGUAUUUAUGACAGUGCCAAAGGGUGGGGAUUCACAGAGUCCCCAUGCUUCUUUCAGCAAUUACACUUCAAUAGAAUUGUAUAUUAAUUAUUGGAUGUUUCUUUUGUUUGACUUUACUGACUUGCCCUCGCCGGUAGGAGACCUCAGUGAUGACACCGCCUGCUUUCUUCUUCUGUAUUUUACAGCCUCCAACCGGACAUGCAAGGACUUACUGUAGCUGGUACUCUCAGUUGGUUGCAGAAGUCCAUUCAUCCUUUGCAAAAAUAUACUGAAAGGAGCCUUUGUUUUGUUUUAAAGUUGUAAUUCAACCAUUGCUGAUCCUCUGGCAUAGCAGAGGAUCCCACGAUGAAGUAACCUUAGCCUAAGUGCCAAACAUUUUGUUCUUUUUCCUCCUUCAGCUGUAUAAUUAUUUUUUUUCUCACUCCGAGGUUUUUAAAAUGUUUGUGACAUUCUUUUUACUUGGGUUUGGUCACCCACAUCACAGAAAAAAUACAUGUUCUCAGACAUGUACCACUGGGGCUAUUCGGCCAUGCAGAUAGUUGUGGUUUUAUCUACCCAGGUGUUAGACAUAUGUCUCUGGGAUUUCUUCUGCCCAAAAACACUUUGUAACUACCCUCUCAAUGCAAUCUCUCAUUGGUCUUCCUAAAAAAAAAAAGUAAAACCUGUUCCUGGGGUUUACUAUCCAGAUAAAUAAUCAUCUACGACAGCACUUAGUAUUAGAAUUUGAAGCUCUCUGAUUAAUUUUUUUUAGCGCUAAAAUAAAACAAACAUGUCCCUUGAAUUUCUUUCUGCACAGCAGUACGAGUAUUAUGCAUCGUCAUCACCAUUGUUAGCUCAUCCAUGCUAUCCACCCACAUUCUUUAUUAACGUCAUCUCUCCACCUUUGUAGCUGUA
Molecule: messenger RNA, 7595 nt
Organism: Sander lucioperca (pikeperch)
Lineage: Eukaryota; Metazoa; Chordata; Actinopteri; Perciformes; Percidae
Gene: lrp4
Product: low density lipoprotein receptor-related protein 4
Exons: 38
Coding region: 300-6056 (1918 amino acids)
Molecular function (GO): calcium ion binding; protein binding
Source: RefSeq, a predicted model, not a curated record